Messenger RNA from Drosophila ficusphila, 2689 nucleotides. Its product is annotated as protein KRI1 homolog. NCBI's taxonomy places the organism in Eukaryota, Metazoa, Arthropoda, Insecta, Diptera, Drosophilidae. The record is from RefSeq and is a predicted model, not a curated record. Gene Ontology annotation, cellular component: nucleolus; 90S preribosome. Gene Ontology annotation, biological process: endonucleolytic cleavage in ITS1 to separate SSU-rRNA from 5.8S rRNA and LSU-rRNA from tricistronic rRNA transcript (SSU-rRNA, 5.8S rRNA, LSU-rRNA).
UAUAACGUCAACACGUGUGGGGAUUUAUAAAACCGUCCGGGAAAAUAAACAAAGUUAUGAAUAAUAAACUAUUCGAGGGCUCCGAUGACGAUGGAGAGGAUCUACAGCUGUCCACCAACAAGGAUUAUGCAAAGACCUACAACAUCCUGCGUAAAAAGGAACUGCUUCAGAAAUAUAAAGAUCGUGGCUUAGAUGUGUCCGAAUCUGAAUUCGAUAGCGACAGUUCUUCCUCCGAAGAGGACGAGGUGGACCCGAAAUUUGACCAAGACUUUUUUAAGACGCUCUCGUCGCUGAAAAGCAAAGACCCGCGAAUUUACGACAAGGACACGAGAUUCUUUAAUGAAUCUUCUAGCGAUGAAGAGGGGGAGGAUAAGGUCCCCAAAAAGAAGAAGAAAGCCAAGCCAGUCACCUUAAAGGACUACGAGAGAAAGGUGAUCCUGGAGCACAAUGGCAAAUUUGAGAGUUCGGAUGAGGAACAGCAAGAGAAGGAGCAGGAGGAAUUCGAAAGGGCCCAGUCACCCACGGCCGUGGAGGAGGAGCGGCGUCUUAAGGCCGAAUUCAGGAGUGUAAUGAACCAGGAGGACGAUGGCGAAGACGAGGAAUUUGGCGGCAUAUUCAAAAAGCGCAGCAAAACCAAGGAGCAGACGGCGGCCGAGGAAGCGGACUUUGCCAAGUGGUUAGCAGGAAAGCAGGAGGAGAUCCAGCCCACCGAUAAGGAGCAGCUGGAACCCCUAAAACAGUACUGGACUAGCAGUAAGCUGACGCAGGGCGAGAGUUUCCUGAGGGACUACAUCCUCAACAAAGGAUAUGCGAACACGGAUGAAUCCGCCAUUCCCACUUAUGAUGAAAUCGUGGGAGAAACUGCCCCACUUUCCGAGGACGAAAAGGAGCUCGAGAAGCAGGCGGAGUUCGAGCACAAGUACAAUUUCAGGUUUGAAGAGCCCGAUGCGGAGUUUAUCAAACGCUAUCCCCGUACAAUCGAGCAGUCCAUUCGUCGAACAGAUGACAAGCGAAAAGAGAAGCGCAAGGAGCUAAAGGACCGCAAGGAUCAGGAGAAGCAGCAAAAGAUGAAGGAACUCGAGCUGAUAAAGGAAAUGAAACGCAAGGAAAUCGAGGAGAAAAUCCGGAAACUGAAAGCGGUUACUGGCAACGAUGAACUCGGUUUCCGAGACGAGGAACUCGAUGAGGAUUUUGAUCCAGCGGCGCAUGAUCGUCGAAUGCAGGAGCUCUUCGACGACGAUUACUACAAAGUGGAUGAGGGCGAGGAGAAACCAGAAUGCCCCUCGGAUAUUGAUGAAUUGGUUCUGGAAGAUUGGGACAAUUACGAUCCCAAGCAGCACAAAAAUACGGGUGAUGAGGAUUACGAAGGACACUGCGAGGACGAUGACUUCAACAUGGAUUGCGACUAUGAUCCAUCUACAUCCAAGCAGCAACUCCAACAGGAGCUCAUUGAAAACACGCGGGGACGAAAAGGUCGCAAGGGCAGGCGAAAUCGCUUUAUGGAAAUGAUUCAGGCGGAAAAGCCCGCAUUCAAUCCUGAGGACGAGAAGACCUACAGUGAGUACAUCGACGAGUACUACCAAAUGGACUGCGAGGACAUCGUGGGAGAUCAGCCAUGUCGGUUCAAAUAUGUGGAAACUACACCGAAUGAUUUCGGGCUGACGAUAGAAGAGAUCUUGCUGGCCAAGAAUAAGGAACUCAACCAAUGGGCCAGUCUUAAGAAAGCUGUACAAAACAGGCCCGAACAUAUCGAGAAAAAGGAGCAACGUUUGUACAAGAUGAAGGCAAAAAAUGAAGACCUCAAGCGAAAGAUAUUCAAGAGUCUGUAUGGCGAUGGAUCUGACGAUGAAGAGCAGCCAGCGGAAGCAGCGCCUGAAAGUAAACCAGCUGUUGAAACCCCAGCUGCAGCUGAAAGUGCACAAAUUCCAACGGAGGGCUUAUCGAAAUCGAAGAGGAAACGGCUAAAGCGCAAGGCUGCUGCAGCAUCUGCAGCCAGUUCAUCACAGGUUUCCAAAGAGGAACCAAAAGAAUCAACAGAAAACAAAAAGGCAGAGGAAACUAAGAACAAUGAAGGUCCUCCUGCUAAGAAGGGCAAAGAUGAAGCAAAUCAACAAAUGAAGAAGACCGAAACAACGAAACCCAACAACAACGCCGCAAAUAAUAACAAAAAGGAGCCUAAAAACGGGCAAAAUGGAUUGACUAAAUCACAAAAUCAAAAUAGUAAAGCAAAGUCAAAGCCCAAAAACGUUUUUAAAAAUACGGAAAAUCCACCCACAAAGAACGAAAAGCCAAAAGGAAAUAAUCCUUUCAAUAGGCCAUCUGUAAACCCCAACGAAAAGCAGUUGCAACCACAAAUAAACAAGAACCGAAGUGACAACAAAACAAAUCCUAGAAAUGCCACAGGUGCCAAUCCUUUCAAGAAAGCGAAUGAAAAACCAAGCGCACCCUUCCCAGCAAAGAAAACCAAUAACUUUAAGGCGAAAAACAAGAUGAACAAAACGCAAAAUGGAAUAACCGACGAUCGACUGAAGGCCUACGGAAUAAAUCCCAGAAAGUUCCACAAACGGGAAAAAUACGGGAAGAAGGAUAAGUAAAAAUCCAGGAUAAAUCUAUGAUUAAUAGUAGAGUUACACUUUGUAAUUACAUUUUAUGUACAUAUAAUAUUAAAAACCAGCACAGAACAAGUUAA